Molecule: messenger RNA, 2193 nt
Organism: Desarmillaria tabescens
Lineage: Eukaryota; Fungi; Basidiomycota; Agaricomycetes; Agaricales; Physalacriaceae
Exons: 4
Coding region: 1-2193 (730 amino acids)
Source: RefSeq, a predicted model, not a curated record
AUGUCGACUAGUACCCAAAAGAUGCCUAGACCCACGUCUAGGGAUGCACCCAAGUUUGAUAGCGAUGAGCCUGAGAACUUGCGACAUUUCCUUGGGCAGAUGGAGGAUUUAUUCUCCGACUAUAGCAUCACUGACGAUGACAAGAAGAAGAAGAAGCUAGUAAGGUACACGGAUGCCCAUACCGAGGAAGAGUGGCAAGCACUGGAUGAAUAUACCAGUGGCACAUUUACUGAGUUUAAGGAAGCUGUGCUUAAGAACUAUCCAGAGGCGGCUGAUGCAGAGACAGGUACUUGGGAGAGGCUGACGUUCUUGACUGAGGCAAAGAAGCUACAAAAACCUCCAGUGCUAGUUACAAAUCGAGAACUAGUGGAAAAAUUCACUGAGUCGUUGUCACCCUCGUUUAGAGAACACAUUGAUUCCCGACUAAGUAUCAAGCAAGGACUCAAAAGCAGAACGACUAUGCCUGCUGCGGCUCUGGCUAUAGGUGCAGCUAGCACUGCAACCCCUGUCAAGCGAUGGGAAGAUAUGCACACCCUUGAAGAGGUUGUUGCAGAAGCUGAUGACAUUGUGUUCAACACGUCUACUAGUUACCUUCUGUCGUUGACUAGUAUGAGUAUGUCAUCUACUGGAGUCACUAGUGGCCCUGGUAUCAAGGCAGAAAUGGAAGAAGUAAAGCAACAAGUAGCUACACUACUCGAUCACACCGAUGUAAGUGAUAAGUGUGCGCGUGAGAGGCAAGAUGAAAUAUUGCGGGCCUUUCAACAAGGCGGUAAUAAUGCCUCCGCGCUGAGGCAAUCGAGACCUCAGCAUGACAACUCCGGAUCGGGGUCUUCAGACUUCCUCUGCUGGUAUGACUGGAAGCCAGGGCACUUUGUAAAAGAUUGCCAGAACUGCCAGAAGCACAUAGUGGAAGGACUAUUGAAGGUAGUCAACAACAGGUUCGUGAUGGCCGAUGGCUCACCUAUUCCUCGUGAACCAGCACAGCUCUCACCCAUGGAUCGAGUACUAGCAUGGCAUAAUAGUCAAAAGCAAGAGCAGUUGUUUUGGGAAGAGCAAAACAGGGCAGUGGGUGUUUACAACCUCGCUAUUCCCAAGUAUGCAUCUCUGUAUGCGAGCAGGCCAAGGGACACUCGAGACGAAGUUAUUGAAAAACUCCGUCAAGAUCUCCAAUAUUGGCAAACUAGCACUCAAGCCAACAGUCAGAACCAGACUAGUUGGCAGAAUUCUGAAGAAGAAGAUUCAGAUGAAGAGGAGGACCCUCCAAGGCAGGAGCUGCCAUUCAGGGAUGUCCCCAGUGUGAGCUUUGCUCCUCUGCUGUCGGACAGUAAGAAAACUAGAGCUAAGAGUAAAGAAUGGGCAGACGACUCCAAGGUACCAGCCUACAAGCAUAUGGCACCUAUCCAUAAGGAAGGCAGGGUACAGGACGUCGUGUCCAAAGUGUUGAAAAUGCCAAUAGUGUUGAAUGCUGAAGAGCUUAUGGAUCUAUCAGAACCAUUAAGAAAAGAGAUAGCCAAGUUGAUGUCCAAAAAGCGGGUAGCAACACAGCCAGUGACGGAAACAGUGUUUAGUGUGGGGGAGACUCAGCCAGAGUCAGUCCCAUUACCAUUUCACGGCACUAGUGAUGAAGCAGAAGAUGAGGAGGACUUGUCCUUGACCUCUGAUGCUAUUAACAUCCGUGACUUAUCCUCUGCGACAUUUAUGGCUGCACAAUUCAAUGUUGGUUUAGUACCAGCUGGUUCUUUGAUCAUGACAGACCCAUACCUUCAGUACCUCGACUCACUAGUGCCAGGAGAAAAGCCGAAGCCGGUAAUAGUCGCAAAAGACUCUGCCAGCUUGCGAGCUGUGUACCCCUUAAUAAAUGGCAUAGGCGAAGAAGAAAGUGUGGUUGAUGGCGGCUCGCAAAUAGUGUCGAUGGCUGGGGCAAUAGUGACCAAGUUGGGUAUAGCUUGGGAUCCGGACAUCGUUAUUCAUAUGCAGAGUGCGAAUGGCCAACUUGAGAAGACCUUAGGACUAGCCAGGAAUGUUCCGUUCCUCUUUAAUGAUAUUACCAUGUACUUGCAAGUGCAUGUUAUCAAUAGUCUGGCUUAUAAGGUGUUGUUAGGUCGACCGUUCGACGUUCUCACCAAGAGUGUCAUCAAGAACCAAGCAGACGGUGGACAGAUAAUCACUAUUACUGAUCCUAACACGAGUUGA